UAUAAUAACACAUCAGCAUUAACUGGCGUCUAGCCCUCUGUACCUUUAGUUUUCGUCCAAUUGUGCAUCUACGCUUUAGCUGUAGUCAACGCUUGCCAUCUUCCACGUCACAUUCUGCAAUAAGGGCAGCUUCAAGGAAGUUGAACCGCUGCAAGAGUUAUUUUGAUUGGUUUUAUUUGUUUGAUGAAUUUGAAAGUAAUGAAGAUUGGAAUUGGGAUAGCCAUCGCUGUAUUGUUGUUUACCGUGUGGUUGUAUGCUGCAGCAGAAGACGACGAGACGGCCGAUGCGGUGGAGGAGUUAGUGAUAGAAACCUUGGUGAUGCCGGAGUCGUGUACUCUGAAGUCACAGAUGGGAGACACGCUUCAGAUCCAUUACACAGGGAGGCUUCUGGAUGGGAAGGUUAUUGACUCCUCCCUGUCUCGGGAUGCUCUGGUGGUAGAGCUGGGGAAAAGGAAUGUCAUUUCAGGUCUAGAGCAGAGCUUGGUUGGAGUAUGCCAGGGACAAAAAAUCAAGGCCACCAUUCCAUCACAUCUAGCAUAUGGAAAAAGAGGAUACCCACCAACCAUCCCAGAGGAUGCUGCUCUGGUUUUUGAAGUGGAGGUGCUGUCCGUGACCCAGCCGACGCCCUGGCAGAAGCUGGUUAAUGACAUAUUCCCAUUGGUGUGUUUAGCCUUAGUACCCACCCUGCUGGGUUUGGUGGGCCUGUACCUCUAUAAUAAAGCCCAGGCUCAGGCCCACAGCAAGAGGAAGGCCAAAGACAAGAAGAGUAAGAAAAAGUGAAAUGGAGAGAAACAGGGUCUACUAUUUAAAUAAAUAAAAACAGAAAAAUAACCCCA
Molecule: messenger RNA, 836 nt
Organism: Chanos chanos (milkfish)
Lineage: Eukaryota; Metazoa; Chordata; Actinopteri; Gonorynchiformes; Chanidae
Gene: fkbp11
Product: FKBP prolyl isomerase 11
Exons: 6
Coding region: 184-780 (198 amino acids)
Biological process (GO): protein peptidyl-prolyl isomerization
Cellular component (GO): endoplasmic reticulum
Molecular function (GO): peptidyl-prolyl cis-trans isomerase activity
Source: RefSeq, a predicted model, not a curated record